UGACUACCUCUCUGUCUGUGAUGGGUCGGUCCUGGAUCGGAAGCACGUCCACGUCAAAGAUCUGUGGAUUUACCUGUUCUCCGCCGUACGCAUCGGGCUUGAGUGUGAGUGAAUGUGCAUGUGGACGUGUUGGUGAGACCAGAGGUGGCUUUUAAUCCUGGACAUCAUGCCCCCCAACGCCCAUCCACCCGUUAAAAUAUGCGACAAACUGAUCCAGCGCUUGACGGCGGUGUCCGACACCACUAUGGUGGGUUGCCUCUAUGGCCUGCCCGUGAUCCCGCCAUUCAAGGAGAACGCCUAUUAUGUGUGGGCAGCCACUGGAAAAGAGAAGAACAUGGCCCAGCCCCAACAUCCCAAUGGUCCCCCAGAUUUGGAGGUGUUGACUGAAGUCAUCCCAUGCGGAAUUGAUCCCUUGGGAUUAUUUGUCAUUCUCCAGGAGGAACACGCCCAUCUCAUGGAUAAGAUCAACCUGCUCUUGGAAGCCCUACCCGAAAACUUCUUGAACAGUACCGAUCCCGUGAUUUUGGCUCGAAUUGGCCCAGACACCCCGUUAACGGCCUUUCUUCAUUCCGAAGGCCAAUUAAUGCCCGUGGAGUUUGAGACGGUGACCCCGGAGGAGAUUGAGAAACAAGUCCAAUUCAUCAGGAUCAAAGGCCGUCUCACCAUCAACUGUCCUCAAACAGAGAAGGACAUACAGUUCUCGCUCCGACAUCUCAUUGAAAAAGUGCUCUGUCCUUACGGCACGUUCCAUAUGAUGAAUUCUGACGUGGUGUUUGUGCACACGUGGACCACUCGGAAGAAGUUUUCCGGUACGGGCUGGGCGGGCAACGAGACCUUGUCCACCCCUGACCAUGAAGGCUGCGAAGUGACGAAUUUGGAUGACGAGGCGGAAACGGUGGGGGAUCUGUUGCGCCACUUGAAGCAAGAGGAGGUCAUUGACGAUGGCUUUGGCCCGGUGCCUGACAAGAAAAAGCCAAAAGAGGUCCAGGAGAAGGAAACCUUGAACUUCCGAUUGUUGUUGAAAAUGUCUGGGGAGGCGUGCUCUUCCAAGACAUUGAAUUGCUCACCCGUGUUCCACUAUGAGAAACGUGAAUUCAAGAAUGUGACCAUUCCCUUGAAAAUUGACACCAUAGGCGUGGUGAGAAAGACCAUGAAAAUCCCAGAUAUCAUGGAGUUACUCAAGGGAACUGUCCAGAGACAAGUCCAUGAAAUGGGUCGUUCGGUUCUGUCCGAACUGAAACUGCGAGGAAGUGUCAGUCUACCGGAAGUAUUCCACUUCAAACCCGAGCCCGUCGGGCACUUUUGCUCCUUUGUCUACAAUCGCCGAGGGACUUGUACCAAUUUCUCUGAAUUCCGGAAACAUUUCCACAAGAUUUUACUUCUGCCCACCGACCGACCGCAUUUCCGUCGGGCAAACGCCUUCCAAUUUCAAGACGAUGACGUAUCUCAAAAAGCGCUCGUGAAUGUUCACGAAGGUCUCAAAACCGGAUCCACCGGUGGGAAAGUUUACCUGGUCCAGGGGAAAUACAGCUAUCAUCACUACAUGCAAGACAAGUUCGAUGACGACGGAUGGGGUUGUGCUUAUCGCUCGCUUCAAACAAUCAUUUCAUGGUUUAGGCAUCAAGGCUACACGGGAACCGAAAUUCCAACCCAUGGCCAAAUUCAGAAAUGCCUCGUUGAGAUGGGCGACAAGGACAAGAAGUUCUUGAACUCGAAACAAUGGAUUGGAUCCACAGAAGUGGGUUAUGUGCUCGAGAAAUCUUGCGACGUUCAGUCCAAAAUCCUGUCCGUGAGUUCGGGUGAGGAACUUGCUUCCAAGGGACGGGAUUUGGCCCACCAUUUUACUACUCAGGGCACUCCCAUCAUGAUUGGUGGGGGCGUGUUGGCGCACACUAUUUUGGGCGUCGAGUGGAACGAGGACACGGGAGAUAUCAAAUGGCUGAUUUUGGAUCCCCAUUUCACGGGAAACGAUUGGCAGGGUAAUGGAAAGCCCAAUACUCCUCACAUUCAACAAAAAGGCUGGGUAGGAUGGAAGGGUCCGAAAUUUUGGAAGAAGGACGCCUUCUACAAUAUGUGUAUGCCACAAAGGCCCAAAAUGUGGUAGCAUGAGUUGCGAACUUAUUUUUGUUAAUGGAAAUAAAAGCAUAUUUGAUUUACAACAA
Molecule: messenger RNA, 2162 nt
Organism: Tigriopus californicus
Lineage: Eukaryota; Metazoa; Arthropoda; Copepoda; Harpacticoida; Harpacticidae
Gene: Ufsp2
Product: ufm1-specific protease 2-like
Exons: 8
Coding region: 167-2104 (645 amino acids)
Source: RefSeq, a predicted model, not a curated record